AUGCAUUGUCGCGCUUUUCUCAUGUACAUAACUCCAUUAGGUCAUUUAACAUUUCAUACAUUCGCUAACAACAUAACUUGGCAUGGGAUCAAAGAGUUUGAGGUGUACGGUUUCUCUUUGGCUUUAAGAGUCUCACUUUCAUUCAAGGUUGAUUCAUGUUAUUUACUUAACAAUCUUUGGUUUGUGGAGCUAGGGUUUUUGUGUGCACGAUUCAUUGAGAAUUUCUUGCAUCGGGGAUAUUAUAAGACAUCCAUCUUUAAGGUUCCUUCAAAAGCAUCAAGUGUUUACUACCUUCUCAAUGACUCGGAUUCAAAUGAGAAUGCUUUGAAUUAA
Vicia faba (fava bean) is the source of this 333-nucleotide messenger RNA. The record is from the annotation of a GenBank genome assembly. Lineage: Eukaryota; Viridiplantae; Streptophyta; Magnoliopsida; Fabales; Fabaceae.